AUGGUAACGUGGUCAGGGGAGGAUCUAUCAAAGACAACGGCUGAGCACAAUCACCACUAUCAAUGUGGUACUGCGUCUUUUGGAGAGGAGAUAGGCCCCACCAAUCGCAUUUGUGCCUUCUGUAACACCCAUGGAAUGACAACCGAAAUCAAUCUCAUACAGGAUCGGUCGGGGCCCGGGAUAUCUUUUGGACCCUCCAGGGAGGGUAGUGUAAAGUAUGCUACUGGAGACGAAACAUCAGAAAGAAAUGUCACAAAAGUAGAGACAGUCAUUGGGACUUGGAAUGUGAGAUCAUUAAGUCAGUGUGGUAAAGCGGAACUACUAGUGCAUGAGAUGGACAACCUAAACUGGCACAUAUUGGGCAUAUCACAGAUGAGAUGGGAAGGGACUGUAAACGAGAGAUUAGCGAUGAUAAGAAUUGCAGGAAAGCCUUUCAACUUGACUGUAGUGCAAGUAUAUGCUCCCACCCAAGACUGCUGUGAUGAGGUAAUUGAUGACUUCUAUGAGAAUCUUAAUGAUCUAAUAAAGACUAUUCCAAGAAAAGACAUAUUAGUGGUUCAAGGAGACUGGAAUGCGAAGAUUGGUGAAGAUGCAUAUGAAAAUUGGAAAGACGGCAAAACACACAAUCAAAUUGAUUUCAUUCUUAUUUCAAAGAGGUUUUUCAUCAAGAUAGAGCAAAAACAAGAACCUUCAACAAACCUGACCAUCGGUAGUGACCACGACCUAGUGAUGAUGCCGCUAAAGAUAAAGCUGAAAAUAUCCAAAAAGACAACAACAGACAGAACUCGCUUGAUCUAG
Penaeus monodon (black tiger shrimp) is the source of this 798-nucleotide messenger RNA. RefSeq names its product craniofacial development protein 2-like. Lineage: Eukaryota; Metazoa; Arthropoda; Malacostraca; Decapoda; Penaeidae. Bases 1 to 798 code for a protein of 265 amino acids. The record is from RefSeq and is a predicted model, not a curated record. The transcript has 3 exons.